GCGAAAGCAAGAAGAAGUGAUUUUAUUGGAAGAGAAAAUCCGGCAACGCAGUGAACAGCAAAAAAAGGCAGGCAUUGAGUUGGACGCAACUUGUCAUAUAUGCCUGAAGACCAAAUUUGCCGACGGUGUCGGACACCUGUGCAACUAUUGCGGUAUCAGAUGUUGUGCCAGGUGUGGUGGCAAGGUUACCCUGCGUUCGAGCAAAGUGAUAUGGGUGUGCAUAUUGUGUCGGAAAAAACAAGAGCUUCUCAGCAAGUCUGGGGAAUGGAUCAACCAUGGUAUGGCGGCCGCUGGCGGCGAUCCAUCCAGGCGAUCCGAGGUGUCGUCGCCCUGUAUGAUGUCAGAUAAGAGGCCCAAGCUCGAAAGGGCACACAGCGCAGUGGAGAAGGAGAACGUGCCACUGUUACAGCGGUCUAACAGCCUCCUGCGACGCCAAUACUCCCAACAGGAGCCGUCCAGCCGGAAGGAGCAUCAGGAGCAUGGAUUGGCUGACGAAUACUAUCGCUCAGGCCACGACGAUUACUAUCGUGGCGGUCAGCUGGAAGGGGUGUCGCACAGGACCGGAACCGGCAACCAGUCGUCAAGGUCUUUGCACCACCAGCCCCCACUGCACCAGUUCGGUCCGRCUGCAGUGGACUGUAAACAGUCACUGAUGGGAGGUCCUGGAGGUCCUGGUGGCGUGCCGGUGCGCAAGCACAAGAGGCCUGGUAACACGAUGCCCCCCGAACGGCUACACCAGCAGCAUCAACAGCACCAGCACCAGCACCAGCACCAGCACCAACGCAUCAGUUUUUCCAGCUCUGAGGAGGAGGAGUUGCGAUCCACGUCCGAGUGCACCAGCUGUGACGAGCACGAAAGUGAAAAAGCAAUUUAUCGCAAGAUGGGUACCAUUAAUGGACCGAGGCGAAAGAAAACUGUGMGAUUCGACCACAGACACCACCAAACGACACAGCAAACGUCCAAAGAUUCCGGAUUUGACACCGGCAGUUCGAUAUUCACGUCCAAUGACGACCCAAUAUACCUCGGCGACAUAAAGCAACCGAUGUCGUGGCAACGGAGCCCCGAUAACAAGUUCUUGAUAGGUCACAUGGUGCUUAACAAGUCUGUUUGGGAGACCCCGAUCAGCCCGUCUUCCAGUGCGGCUGCCAUGUUGGGCCUGAAAAUCACCGGUGGCAAAUUCCUGUCGGCCACCGGAAGGAGAUGUGCGAUUAUCGAUCGCGUCCGGAAAGGCAGUACAGCUGACAUGGAGGGAAAUUUGAAACCGGGCGACGAGGUGUUGGAAUGGAAUGGUUGUCUAUUACAAGGAAAAACACAAAAAGAAGUAUCAGACAUUAUUUCAGAAUCAAAACAUUUGCCACAAAUUGAGCUCAAAGUGUCCAGGUCAAUACUUCCGAGAAGAGCAAGUUAUGGCACUCCAACUAAAGCUAAAACGAGUUCAAUGGGUCUAUAUGAUUUACGUAAAGAUAAACCUUAUGUAAUGGUUACUUCGCCGGGUAGUCCAGAACAUUUGGCUUCAAAUCCAGCCCGGGUCUUAAGGGCUUCCAAAAGUGUUAGCGGACCAAAUAGUUUAUACGUCGGAGGGAAGAUACAGGUCAAAUUAGGUUUUGACCCGCAAUCACUAAAGUUGGUSGUAACUAUAAUGGCCGCAUCAAAUCUGUUACCACGGUCUGAUGGUUCACCAAGAUCAGCAUACGCCAAAGUAUGCCUUUUACCAGAUACAAGUGAAAAAUCUAAACGAAGAACUAAAACGAUAGUGAAUUCCACUGAUCCUAAAUGGAAUCAAAAUUUUUCAUUUACAACUAUGAGAAGGUCAGAUUUAAAGUUUAAAGUUCUUCAAAUUUCACUAUGGGAUUAUGAUAACAACCCUACAAAUCAGUUUCUUGGAGAAGUACUGAUCGAAUUGGGGCUUAAGAAAUUAGAAAACUUGGCUGAAUGGUAUCCAUUGACUGCACACCAAGAAAUAACUGGAGAAGGAGGUAUUACAAUAGGUGAUUAUGAUAUGGAAUACUCAGGAGAACACUUGUCUCCACCAUCUACAUUAUCUCGACAAUCAGAUUCAGAUGCUUCGGAUGUUGAUGAUUGCUGUAGCGGACGACGAGUUGGAGCUGAUGGUGCAUCAAUAAGUAGCCUUGGUAGUUCCAUAAGCCCACCGCCUGAUUAUGAUCAUUUGGAUCGGAGGAAAAGUCGUAGGGAUAUGUCACCAUUACAAAAGUCAUACGUGUAUGGCACUACUCUUGAAAAAAAAUAUGGAUAUGAAGCCAGUUUAAAACAGCAGUCCGUACCAAUUCGAUCUAUAACAAGUGUUAGUCAUAGAUCGAGAUCUGCUGCACCGACUGAUUCUCCUAGCCAACAUUCUAGAUCACGAUCGAAAAGUCCAACCAUGCUCUCCGACAGAAGAAGUUUAUCUCCUCCAGAUUAUAGGUAUCCUGGAGGUAUUCAGAGCUAUAGGCAAGGUCCUUCAAGGUUCUUAGCUAGGUCAGCAACAGCUACUCCUACAUCUACCCCCAAAAAACGUCAACUUCCUCAAAUUCCAGGAACUAUGCCUUCUUCUUUAGAUGAACGAAUUCCAUAUUAUUUUGAUGACCAAACGUCAUCGGUUCGAAGAAGAACGAGACAAAUGCAACCUCGAAGAAUUCAGAGUAGAACAGGAGGCCUUGGUAGAUUACACCAUUAUGGUGGGUUAAGUGAUAGUGAUAUACCUAUGCAACAACUUCGAUCUCUGACACCUCCACACGUUAGAGGGUCAAUGAUGUCCAGAGGAGAAACUGGAGAUACUUGUGAUAUUGAUGAUAGCGACAGUGUUAUCAGCAGUGCUUUAUCUACGCAAUCUGAACAGCCCAGAUCGACGAUAUUUUGCUGCUGCAACGCCACCGAUUACCGCUACCCAUCAACGUCACAUUCACCCAGCUGUAGUUUUAGUAAAAGUAGUAGCAAGCGUGAUAGUAUACAUUUGUACCGUUAUAAUUCAUUUCCUGCUGAUUACUUUUUACUCCAUCCGAUAGACAAUAGACCGGUUUUAACGGAAAAUUCUCCGACUGAAAACCCAAAACCAUUAAAAAAAACACGAUUUAAUUUAAAUCAUCUAGAUAACCACGAUCCUCUUUAUGAUUCCGAUUCCGGGUUGGAUAUGCUAGGUUUUCAAUCACCUACAGAGAGGCAAAGAUCCCGUAGGAAAAGAAACCUUACUCUAGAUUUAGGCGAAUCAGUGUUAGACGUAGUGGGUAGCUAUAGUGGCGCUGCUGUAGCGUUUAGUUAUGCUUUAACCGACCCUUUAAAUGCUAUUGUCCAUGGCAGUGAUUAUGGAGCGUCGCACAGUAGAUCUGGAUCACAACAAUCUCCCGUAAUGGCACCAACAUCCGAUAGCAAAAGGGCUCAAUUUUCACGGAGCCUGUCUAAUGCUGAUGUACAGACAGAUAACAUAACCGAUUCUGGUAGUUCAGGAAAACGAAGAGGCGAUUCGUCUUCCUUAACAGAAAGUGCCGGUAAAAGCUCAGCUUCUGGGACCAACUCUUCCAAUUCCGGUAUGGGCAAAAAAAGUGCAUCAGCAUCUCAAUUAUCAGCAACCGGGCGCAAGCGUAGGUUAGGUUUUGGUUCGAAAGGAAAAUCUUCGUUUACGGUGCACAGAAGUGAAGAAGUGCUGCCUGGGGCAAGUCGACCCCUCGUCAAACAGCCGUCCAGCGUUUCUAGUGACGGUGAAGCAUCCCAAGACGGCGAAAGGUUAAUAAUGUAUGAUAUUUGUAAUUUUUUAUGACAAAAAAAACUUWAAAAAAAUUAUUACUAUAAAACCACGGAGAUAUUGAUGGUAUCCUGGAUGAAGACCAAACAUGGUAAAACUCAAAGAAGCCUGUGUAUAUUGUCGUUUUGGUUUGAUGAUUUUCAAAAUAAAAAAUAAAAAAGAAGUUUGCCUUUGCAUGGGGAUUGGAUCAUCACUCGUGUACAUAUAAUUUUUGUUGUAGAAUGUUUGUGCAAACUCUGAACAUAUUUAUGAAAAGAUAACAUCGUCGCUAGAAAUAUUCAAUACAGUUACUUUUCAUGGAAAAUAAUAACAGACGCUUGUAAAUAUUGCGAAUUACAAACACCCCGGCUACGUCUAUUGGUAUUGGAACAUUUUCAGUCAUUGUAGACAGCCAAUAGUCGUAUUCCGGUUAGAUGAUCUUUCGUAUUUUUCACUUAGUCAUAUAUCAAUACUUUAGGAGUUCGUGCAUAGUUGUAGAAAGCUUUAUUACGGUACAUAAUGAAGUAUGGUUUUUCCACAGUACAAAUAUUAUUGUAAACUGUAUAAACGGUGUGUAUAAAAAUAUAUGGAAAAAAUAUGCGCCGGUAUCACCUGAAUCCUAUAGCAGAUCACUGUGAUAAAUCCUAAUUACUAGAAAACUCCAAUCACAAUUUAAUUGUUUCGGAUAUUGUUUUAUUUG
Diuraphis noxia (Russian wheat aphid) is the source of this 4415-nucleotide messenger RNA. RefSeq names its product Rab3 interacting molecule (gene Rim). Gene Ontology annotation, molecular function: transmembrane transporter binding; small GTPase binding. Gene Ontology annotation, biological process: positive regulation of synaptic transmission; calcium ion-regulated exocytosis of neurotransmitter; regulation of membrane potential. Lineage: Eukaryota; Metazoa; Arthropoda; Insecta; Hemiptera; Aphididae. Gene Ontology annotation, cellular component: cytoskeleton of presynaptic active zone; presynaptic membrane. The record is from RefSeq and is a predicted model, not a curated record.